AUGAUACCGCAAGAUACCACAACAAACGCUUCAAAACCGGAGCCAAUUGCUCAUCGAGAUCUUCACAUCUUGAAUCCGCCGACGCCACAAGGCAAGGCUGCGAAAUGUGACGAUGCAGGAGCCUUGGAAAGCAAGGACAAGGAGGAUAAGUUCAAGUUUAUACUCAAGAACUUGGACUAUUUCAACGGUGAAGGGAUCAAGGACUUACUCAAGACAUCAGACAUCAUCUCAAAAGGAUUUGAGUUGUUGCAGGAUGUUACCAGAUCCCUCCCAAUACCAACAUUCAUCGGCACGCAUGAGCUCGGUGACGACAUGAAAGAUAUCAAUUCAGCGCAGAAAGCUCUAGCUUAUUUUCUCCAGACCAGUAGCGGGGUUUACUACCACGUCGGCGCGGUUAGCUGUGAUGUCGACGAAGAUGAGUUUCAAAAAGCGCGGACCAUCAACUUUAGGCUAGCGAAGAAUCAUGAUUUGACCGAGGAAGACAUCGAGUUCAUGAAGAUCUUGGAAGACUUGAUGAACGGCAAAAUAUCGCUAGCCAAUGUUGAAUCAUUGGCUCUGAAGCACGUUGUCGCCCGGGCUCAGCAUGAGGUCAAGAUUGAAUGCCAAGGCUUGCAAAGCCUCUUGAGACCUCUCGCUUCACACGGUGUAGCCGACCAGCAUUUUGGCAAAGACUCACUUGAAGUACUCAAUUGGCCAGUUCUUGACUACUACAUCCUUCAGAGACGACCGAAAAACGAUGUUCAAGCAACAAAGCCACGUAUAGAGUCGUUCAAGCAGCACCUCGAUGGUUUCAUCGAGGUCCUUGAGGCUUGGAAGCAGUUGUCAGAGGAAGAACUCAAGUGUCCGGAGGUUGAGGGAGGGACUGGAUCCUCGAAGCGUGAAAAAUCCCUUGCACGAUAG
Colletotrichum acutatum is the source of this 900-nucleotide messenger RNA. RefSeq lists its product as uncharacterized. NCBI's taxonomy places the organism in Eukaryota, Fungi, Ascomycota, Sordariomycetes, Glomerellales, Glomerellaceae. The record is from RefSeq and is a predicted model, not a curated record. Bases 1 to 900 code for a protein of 299 amino acids. The transcript is spliced from 4 exons.